GCGGUCGGGCUGAUUGGACGGGGGCAUCGCUGACGCGGGAGAACGUGUGACAGCGUUGUGAAUAAGGUGUGGGAAGAGCAACGCCAAACAUGCAGUGUAGUGCAGUGGAGUGGGUGCGUGCAGCGAGCGGAGCAGCGGCGAGCGGCUCAUUGACACGUUCAUCCACACUCCCACCACCACCACCACCACCACCACCACCACCACCACCACUACUAUAGCCGCGCAGUAAACACAGCCGGAGAUAUUUCUCAUCCAAGGACAACCCCAGGAAAGUUGAACCAUGCAAUCGAAACCAAUGCUUACCACAGGCUUGCCACCCGUGUUUCAUUUCUGGAGUAUUUAACAAUAUAUAUAUAUAUAUAUAUAUAUAUAUCAGUACGUUGAUAAUUUUUAGUAUUCGAUGCAAGCAAACUUAAAGAGAUACUUAUGAGACAAGAGGCAGAAUUAGACGCUGGCACCUUUCGCUCGUGUAGAUUAUUUAUUUCAUCUCUCCACCGUGCCAGCACUGUUGCUUGCUCACUAGAGUAGCUUUGUAGUGAUUUCUUUGCGAGGGCGAUUUGUUUCUUUAGGAAUAUGUGUACCUACUUCGAUUUUCUUUGACUGGUCAUCAGCUACCUCAGAAGAAAGAAAACGCUGACCACUGAAGCCCUCUCUUGUUGGAACCGUCGCCCUUGUAACAACAGAAGGAUCAGCGAGCGAGCGCCCUGGCGUUUAAGGACCUCAUUGUCACCGGCCAAAUAUCUAACCGUCGGCUAUCUCAACACCUGGGUACAAGCCCAAGACAAUGGUGCACUGUGCAGGAUGCGAGCGGCCUAUAUUGGAUAGGUUUCUAUUGAAUGUCCUGGACCGCGCUUGGCAUGUGAAAUGCGUGCAAUGCUGCGAAUGCAAAUGCAACUUAACGGAGAAAUGCUUUUCGCGAGAAGGGAAACUCUACUGCAAGAACGACUUCUUUCGUCGCUUUGGCACAAAGUGUGCCGGCUGCUAUCAAGGAAUCUCUCCGAGCGAUUUGGUGAGGAGAGCCAGGAAUAAAGUAUUUCACCUGAACUGUUUCACUUGUAUGAUAUGCAACAAACAACUUUCCACCGGGGAAGAACUCUACAUCAUCGACGAAAACAAAUUUGUUUGCAAAGACGAUUUUGUAAACAGCAAUAAUUCGAAAGAGAACGGCUCGCUGUCAGUCACGGCAUGCAGUGAUCAAAGUUUAUCGCCGGAUUCUCAAGAUCACUUACAAGAUGACACAAAAGAUUCAGAGAGCGUCACUGUUUCAGAUAAAGAGACGGCCAACACCGAGGGCGAGGAGCAGAACCUGGGGGCCAAGCGCCGCGGCCCACGCACCACCAUCAAAGCCAAACAGUUGGAAACUCUCAAAGCGGCCUUCGCCGCCACCCCCAAGCCCACCAGGCACAUCCGAGAGCAACUGGCGCAAGAAACCGGGCUGAACAUGAGAGUUAUCCAGGUUUGGUUCCAGAACAGAAGAUCCAAAGAGAGGAGGAUGAAACAGCUGAGCGCUUUAGGUGCCCGGAGACACGCGUUUUUCCGCAGCCCCAGACGGAUGCGCCCCUUAGGAGAUCGUCUCGACGGGGCCGACAUGAUGGGGAACGGCCCUUUCAAUUACUACGGGGAUUACCAGACUGAAUAUUAUGGCCCUGGCAGCAACUACGAUUUCUUUCCUCAAGGACCACCUUCCUCUCAAGCUCAGACUCCAAUAGAUCUGGGUUUCGUGCCCUCUUCCGGGCCUGGGGCGACCCCACUCGGCGGGCUGGAGCAUCCACUGCCCGGCCACCACCCGAGCAACCUCCCUGGCCCCGGAGACGGGCAGCGGUUCACCGACAUGAUCUCUCACUCGCACGGGGACUCGCCCAGCCCGGAGCCGGGUUUGACAGGACCGUCAAUGCACACGAUGGCGGGGGAUGUCUUCGGCCCGGGUCCCAGCCCGUCCUUCUCACUCACCAAUGGGGGGUACGCCAACCAUUUGUCACAUCCACCUCCAGAAAUGAACGAGGCGGCUGUUUGGUAACGGAUGAAAAUGGACAGCGCGUCUCCCGUCUCUCUAUCUCUCUCUGUAUCUGCGCUCUGUCCCACCCCAAAGACUAUUCGCCCGCUGCCCGACCCGCUAAGCAAGGAUGAUGCCAAGAUCAUCAACAAAAUUGGACAUCCGCACAUUAAAAACACUAAAACACUAAAAAUAAAACCUCGACAUUUCAACAAAAUUGCAAAUACCACAAACCAGAAGAAAAAUUGCAACGAGUUAGUGGAGCAACGAAGAUUUUUUUUGUACGGGACAGCAUUGUGAGCGGAGAUCUUUAAAAAAAAAAAAUAAUCCAAAAAAGGACACGUUUCAGAAAAAGACAAAGGCGUUCGGGAGCCUUCAAGAUUUCACUUCAACUAUUCUACCUACACGAAGCUGAACAACAAAAAAGGAGCUCAUAUACAAACUGAAAGAGUCUACUGUUUACGUACUAUAUUUAAAUUCAGGAGUUUAAUGUUUUAGAAAAAGCAUUUUAAAACCUCUUGAUCUGAUUUGAACAAACGGACAUCAUGCAGCCAAACUUAGUUUUUGUUUUCCAAAUUUUCUCACUGGAGUUGUGGUUCAAGGCUCCAGUUUGUACAAAGUGACUUUUGUUUUGUUAUUUUUUGUUUUUGUUUUUGCGUAUGUUUACAAAAGUGGAGAAACAAACUAGAAAGGUGCCAAAUAGAUAAGUCAUAGCACAAUUCCUCUCGGCUCACCGAGGCCGUCCACUGGAGAAAGUGUUCAGAAAGGGAGUGUUAAAAAAUAAACUUUCUGCUCAUUUUUAGCUCUCUCAUAGAAAUCAUUCAUAUUGUUAAUAAUGCUCAUAUAGAUUCAUACAGGAUUUUAUUUUUGUGUCUUACCGAAACGAAAGGUCAAAUAUUUAAACAAUUUUACUACAUGGUCAAAUAUGCAGUUGAUAGCUGCUAAGUUUUUUUUCUUUAUACAGUAUAGAAUUCCUCAUGAUAUCAAUCUUUUGUCAUAACAAUAGACCUGAGCUUUUGUGACCUCCGUUGCAUAUUAGACCAUUCACUGUAUAAAUGAGAAAAACAUGUUGAAUAAAAUUUGUGACUUUUUAAUAAAAAAACCCAAAUUGAUGU
Amblyraja radiata (thorny skate) is the source of this 3108-nucleotide messenger RNA. RefSeq names its product LIM/homeobox protein Lhx1. Gene Ontology annotation, molecular function: zinc ion binding; DNA-binding transcription factor activity, RNA polymerase II-specific; RNA polymerase II transcription regulatory region sequence-specific DNA binding. Lineage: Eukaryota; Metazoa; Chordata; Chondrichthyes; Rajiformes; Rajidae. The transcript is spliced from 5 exons. The coding region runs from base 785 to 2017 and encodes 410 amino acids. Gene Ontology annotation, cellular component: nucleus. Gene Ontology annotation, biological process: regulation of transcription by RNA polymerase II; neuron differentiation. The record is from RefSeq and is a predicted model, not a curated record.